GCUGCGCUAGCAGGUCAUUUUCCACCAUGUCACAUCCUUCUGGAUGAAGGCAGCAGGGGUCAGGACAGGAAAUGGCAAAUUCUCAGAAUGAGACAAGGCUUUCCCAGGGCAGCCAUUGGUUCUCUGGAACUAUAAAGCACACUCAUCCAGAAACGGCCUCAGAUUGUACUUUGGUUCUCUGGAACUAUAAAGCACACUCAUCCAGAAACAGCAGCCAGAAGUGAAAGAGCGAAGGCCUCGGUAUUGGAGAAGCCUUCUAAGACCACGCCCCUCCCAGUUUAAAUCUUAUUUAACACACAGCUGACGAAACCCAUCGUUAGCGUUCCCUGGGAGACAAGCAGAAGAUGGCACCAUUCCCGUUUCCAUUAUGCAGAGAUGAGGUCCUGAGAACGUGUGGGGCUCCACCCGGAUUCCGGAACAGGUCUUCUUGGAGAGCCUGAGCCACGAUCCACCGCAAACAGACCCGUUCCCCUAGCGUUGCAGGGGACGCUCCGCUGAACGCGAGCCCGGGAAGCGGGGCGGGAGCGGGGGCUGGCUCGGAGACUGCAGGCUGAUCGCUCGUCUGUGUUCCCGCAGGGCAUGGAGAGGCCGCAGGGGCCCGACGCGCUGCGGCGCUUCCAAGGGCUGCUGCUGGACCGCCGAGGCCUGCUGCACGGCCAGGUGCUGCGCCUGCGCGAGGUGGUCCGACGCCUGGAGCGCCUGCGCAGACGCUCCUUGGCGGCCAACGUGGCCGGCAGCUCGCUGAGCGCCGCGGGCGCCCUGACCGCCAUCGUGGGACUCUCGCUCAGCCCCGUCACUCUGGGAGCUUCGCUGGUGGCGUCGGCCGUGGGGCUGGGGGUGGCCACAGCCGGAGGGGCUGUCACCAUCACGUCCGACCUCUCGCUGAUCUUCUGCAACUCCCGGGAGCUGCGGAGGGUGCAGGAGAUCGCGGCCAGCUGCCAGGACCAGAUGCGCGAGAUCCUGAGCUGCCUUGAGUUCUUCUGCCGCUGGCAGGGCUGCGGAGACCGCCAGCUGCUGCAGUGCGGGAGGAACGCCUCCAUCGCCCUAUACAAUUCUGUCUACUUCAUCGUCUUCUUUGGCUCACGUGGCUUCCUUAUCCCCAGGCGGGCGGAAGGGAACACCAAGAUUAGCCAGGCCGUGCUGAAGGCCAAGAUUCAAAAACUGGCCGAGAGCCUGGAGUCCUGCACUGGGGCUCUGGACGAACUCAGCGAGCAGCUGGAGUCCCGCGUCCAGCUCUCCACCAAGUUCAGCCGUGGCCACGACCUCAAGAUCUCUGCUGAUCAACGUGCAGAGCUGUUGUUCUGAGAACAUCCUUUCCUCCUAAUGACCGAGGCCAGCAAAUCAUCCCCAUGGGAUGCUCCAGAUUUUGUAGCUCCCUUAGGAAAACACCAACUUGGGUUAGGAGCUGAAGGCAAAAGAUGAGAAAAACUGUUUUUGAAAUGGGUGGGUUCCCACAGCCCUUCUUUUCCCGUCACUGUGACAGCUGCCUGGGCUUGAGUGCUACAGACUUUUCAGUUGUGUGAUCCUAGUGGAAGAAUGUGACCCCAAAACUGUUUUUUUUAAUCAAAACCUUUCUGUCUAAACACAGCUGGACAGGCACUUCUGUUUUAAAGUUAUUUCAGGGUCCCUGACCCUGCCCUGGUGGCUUGAGCUGAGACUAGAGAGGGUGCCACCCACUGGGUCCUUGCCAAGUCCUACUAGUCUUUGAAGUCCUCAAAAUGCCCGUGAGAGGAGGCCCUUGCCUGUCUAGCUAGAGUUUCUGAUACAAAGAACUCCAGAAUUCAGAGCAAAUCAGCCCUUCUCUGAACGUUGUAGGACAGUUCAGGACCCAGAGAGGACCCUGUUCCUCUUCGCUUUCCUCUCAGCUCAUCCACUCCCAGAUGCAGCCUGGGUAUGGCUCCCAGUCCAGACCUCCAAGUACUCAGAGGGGAAGCCUGCCAAACCAUCUUCUAAGUCCUGCUCCCUCACGUGAAGCAGCUGAGGCCCUGAUAGACGGAGCGACUGAUAAUCUCAUUUCCCAACACCAUUGUGUUCAGAAGAGAGUGAUGGGUUUUGAGUUAGACCGUCCUGGGUUUGAGACAGGGUUUGUCACUACUGUGUGAGCAUAGCCACCUGAUCUCUCUGAGACUGUGUAAAACAAAGAUGAUAAAACCUCACCCUGUUGUGAGACGUUGAAUGAGCCAAAGUGCCUAGCAUAGUGCUGGUUCACAUAGUGUAGUCCCUGGAAUGGCAAAUUAACAUCACCCAGGAACUUGCUAGAAAGCAAAUUCUUGGACACAACCCGCCAAUUUAUGGAAUCAGAAACUCUGGAUGUGGGGCCCAGCAACCUGAGUUUAAACAAUUUCUCUAGGUGGUUCUGUGGCACACUAAGGUUUGAAAACCACUGCAACAAAUGCUAACUUCUAAUCCCCUCAAUGAGCUUUCACGAAGUCUGACAAAAGACAGACUGUCCCAGGAGCCAGAGAGAGAAUGAUUGUGUGUGUGCACGCGCAUGUGCAUCCUGGGGCAGUGUCUCACCAUAUGAACUAAGGGAUGUAACACUAUAAAACCAUUAGAGGGCAGUGUUUCCCACUUAUUGUAGAAACUGGUACAGAAAGGAAUGUGAAGUUCCCGAAACUGAGCUUUCUCUAUUAUUACCUUCUCUGAAAAUAGCCAGUCCAUGUAUUUUUUAAUUUAUUUUAAGUUUGUAAUUUAAUUAUUGUUUAUUAUUUGCAUUUAAUUUUAUUAAAUCACCACAUUUAGAAAAUAAUAAGAGCAAGUUUCUAAAUGGGAGACUGCUGAGGCUCUUUGCAAGAGAUGAGAUUAAGUUUCUAAGGCAAGGCAUGAGCUGGAAACAGCAUUGCUUUCCUUGAAUGUCUGUCUCCUUCAGGGGGAUUUUUUUCCUCUAGUGUUUUAAAUGAUCCAUUUAAGUAAGCGUGGAGAAUGUCGAAUAGCAAGGCCAGAAGCUGAGUUUAAGCUUGUAAUGGAGGCUUGCAUUGUGUGAUGUAUACUGAGGAAGCAUAUUUAUCCUGAAUGUAUUUUGCCAGAAGAUAACACUUGACCUGGAAAAAGAACCUGUUUAGUUCAGGAAAAAUAAAAAUUUAGAGAUAUGUGAAGGAAGCACUUAGAGCUUGCAAGCCCAAUGUCCUAUGAAGUUAUGUCUUAUGGGUGACAGAAUAGCAUGAUUUAUGGUGGUGAUGUGUUGCAUUUUCACUUUGGGGUAUGUAAGAAACUGUCAGUGAAAAUACAAUUCCUUCAAUUUCCAUUCUUAACAGCUGUAAUGUUGAAAAAUAAGUUGAAAAGUCUUUGGGACCAUACAUGCGAAAACUGUGCCUCUGUUAUUUAAUUAUUUAAUAUGCUAUACAUGUACCUAAUCAACCCCCAUCCUUCCCAAUGAUGGCAGUUUGUCUGAGGAAGUAUAAUCUCAGUACUGGGGUUGGGGAGAAGAGGUGAUAUUUCUAUAUUUUUAUUUUUUCUAUAAAUUGCAAUUGUCUGUAUCCUGGUUUAUUUUGAAAUGUAUAUUGGUUUAUUUUCAAGCUGAUGUCAUCUCCUAGACUGCCUCACCCAGAUGCUGGCAUUUUUUUUUGAGACAGAGUCUCAUUCUGUCACCCAGGCUGGAAUGCAGUGGUGUGAUCUUGGCCCACUGCAACCUCUGACUCCUGGGUUCAAGCCAUUCUCCUGCUUCAGCCUCCUGAGUAGCUGCGUUUACAGAUGUGCACCAGCAUACCCAGCUAGUUUUUUGUAUUUUUAGUAGAGAUGGGUGUUCGCCAUAUUGGCCAAGCUGGUCUUGAACUCCUGACCUCUGGUGAUCUGCCCACCUUGGCCUCCCAAAGUGCUGGGAUUACAGGCGUGAGCUGCUUCGCCUGGCCAGAUGCUAGCAUUUUAGGUCACCGGGCUGUAGUUCACAUUGUUAGUUGUGUUGUGGGAUAAAGGUACAACUAUUCCCUAACUCUACCUUUUAUUUAUGCUUAAGUUUAAAUUAUAUUCUUCCAAUGCCUAAGCUAUUCCCUGGAAAUAAAGUGGGCACUUCUGGAAGCAGCAGCAACAGCAGCAGCAAACUUUUCUUGUCAUUUGGAUAUUUUGGAUGUAUCAGAAGUUCUAUACUUUUGAAGUUAUGAUUUCAGUGGCCCGCUUUAUAUCUAAGGAAGAGUGUCUACUUUGGAACAAUACUUUGCACAUAGCAGGAACUUAAGAAAUGCAUUUGAAUAAUUUAAUUGACUGUUUGGCUAUCUUAAUGAGAAUGUGUUGAUAACGAAACAUCAUCCAUCCCUUUAUGUAUAAGAUUGGAGCCUCUACCAAGAUUUAGUCAAUUUCAGUUAGAUUGAUUCUAGAAACAAAUAUUUAUUCAUUUCUUUUGUGGGGAUGUGAGUAAGGCUUUUCCUUAAGGUCUUCAUUCUAUAAAUGAAAAGGUUGAAAUGUGUGUCAUAAAAGGGAAGAAGGAAGAGGGAUAUUUAGAUGUUAAGUGUACUUUACAAAAAUGUCAGAAUUUGAGAAAUAAAUAUGUUUGUACUAAAUGUUUAAGUGCUUCUUGGGUUUGCAAUCAUUUUGGUGGUUUUGUUUCACAAUAAAGGAGAUUCACUGGGUUCUGCAUUGUAAGGAUUCAGUAAAACUACAUUCUGCUCCAUUAAAAAAAUAAUCCUUAGCAAGCAUUCGGCUUCUAACUGCUUUGAUGCACUUCCCUCAGGCACCUGUCAUUUCCAAUAUGGCAAGUGUCAAAAUCAAAAGUAUUUACUGGGAGAAAAAAGAGAGGAGUGGUUGUGGAAGUCUCCCUAAAUCAGAUAUGUUAAGCCAUUAGCCAACGUGGUAUAUUUCUCAAUUAAUACUUUAGAGUGAAUUGAGACACUGAGAUACAGACAUUGUGCAGAGAUAAAUGGGGAUACGGUCACAUGUAGCAACUCUUGAGUUCAUUUUUUCCCACUGUAGCAAAAUUAAUGCCUUCCCUUUAUUGAAAUAAAUUGCUCAUUCCUCAAA
Molecule: messenger RNA, 4950 nt
Organism: Callithrix jacchus (white-tufted-ear marmoset)
Lineage: Eukaryota; Metazoa; Chordata; Mammalia; Primates; Cebidae
Gene: APOLD1
Product: apolipoprotein L domain containing 1
Biological process (GO): regulation of endothelial cell differentiation; lipid transport; angiogenesis
Cellular component (GO): membrane; extracellular region
Molecular function (GO): lipid binding
Source: RefSeq, a predicted model, not a curated record